GUCUUAAAGAGCCUUUGGCAGCAGAAUUAUCUGCAAAUCAGACCAUGUGAGAGGGGUUUGGUGUACAAAAGCUGCUCUGGAUACAGAUCCCUGCACUUUAACAGCUGGAAUCCCACCGGGCAGGUGAUGAGAGACUGAGGAAUUCCCAUUCUAGAAUACUCUGAUACCUUCAAGGUAUUGCCUACUCCAAACUAAACAGAACUGGAUGAACUGGAUUAAGAACAUUAUUCACCUUAGAUUCACUGCCUUCAGACAAAGGAUAUCCGUGAAGUGCAAAUGGGCCUCCGUCACAACUCUACAUAACUAAACGGAAGGAUGGAACGGAAACCAGCCUGCAAUGAGAGCCCAUCCUUGGGCUCUGAAAAGGAGCCCUUGACUUGUAGGACCCGCUCAGAAUGCAAAAAGGACGGGCAGCUGCUGAGGAACUGCAAGCCUUCGUUACGUCUAUCUGAAGAGCUCAAUAAAGUUCAUCCUAGUCCGGGGGAAAGAGCCGAGCUUGGGCCAUUGCCCAACAAAUACUUAGCAGUUCAGAGUCCCGAAGCCCCCUGCAAUGGUACCCGAAAUGGUGUGGAUGAAAGUUCAACCCAAACGCUCACUGUCAUCCCAUCAUGCAGGGCUGAGGUGCAGCAUUUGCAGGCAGAGGUAUGGGAGAGAGAAACUUGGAGUAAAAAAAUAGACUUCCUUCUUUCGGUUAUUGGCUAUGCAGUGGACCUGGGAAACGUUUGGAGGUUUCCUUACAUCUGUUACCAAAAUGGAGGAGGAGCCUUUCUUAUCCCAUAUGUGAUCAUGGCAGUCUUUGGUGGGAUUCCUCUAUUUUAUAUGGAACUGGCUUUGGGUCAGUACCACAGGAGUGGCUGUAUAUCUAUAUGGAGGAAAAUCUGCCCUUUAUUUAAAGGAAUCGGCUAUGCUAUCUGCAUAAUAGCCUUCUAUGUAGCAUCUUACUACAACACCAUCAUAGCCUGGGCACUCUACUACCUCAUGUUCUCCUUUCGGGGUGAACUACCCUGGACAAGCUGCCAAAACGAAUGGAACACUAAAAACUGCACAAAUUACUUUCAGAACAGCAGCGUCACGUGGUUCAACAACUCCAUCUCCCCAGCAGAGGAGUUUUACACCCGGCUAGUGCUGCAGAUUCAUAAGUCAAAAGGUCUACAGGAACUUGGUGGAAUCAGCUGGCAGUUGACUCUCUGCCUGCUUUUCAUCUUCACUGUUGUUUAUUUCAGCAUAUGGAAAGGAGUUAAGACAUCUGGAAAGGUGGUGUGGGUUACGGCUACUUUUCCUUACAUUGUACUCACCCUUCUCUUAAUUCGAGGGGCCACACUCCCCGGUGCCUGGAGGGGGGUAAUUUUCUACCUGCAACCAAAAUGGGACAAGCUUCUAACCACUCAGGUCUGGGUUGAUGCAGCUGCUCAGAUAUUUUUUUCACUUGGCCCAGGAUUUGGUGUGUUACUUGCCUUCGCCAGCUACAAUAAGUUUCACAACAACUGCUACCAGGACGCUCUUGUGACCAGUACAGUAAACUGCAUGACCAGCUUCAUGUCAGGAUUUGUCAUAUUUACUGUCUUGGGAUAUAUGGCUGAAAUGAGGAAUCUUGAGGUCUCUGAAGUGGCCAAAGACACAGGACCCAGCCUUCUAUUCAUCACCUAUGCAGAGGCCAUUGCGAAUAUGCCAGCUUCCACGUUCUUUGCCGUUAUAUUCUUCUUGAUGUUAAUCACUUUAGGUCUGGAUAGCACAUUUGCAGGUUUGGAAGGGGUCAUAACUGCAGUGUUGGACGAAUUCCCACAUGUAUGGGGGAAGCGUAGGGAGCUCUUCGUCUUUCUUCUGAUCGCCGUCUGCUUCCUUGGGUCACUGUCAACCCUAACAUUUGGAGGAGCUUAUAUGGUUAAGUUGUUUGAGGAGUAUGCCACAGGUCCCGCCGUACUUACUGUGGUAUUCUUGGAGGCAAUAGCUGUGUCUUGGUUUUAUGGUAUUAACCAGUUCUGCCGCAAUGUAAAGGAGAUGCUUGGUUUUACUCCUGGCUGGUUCUGGAGGAUAUGCUGGGUGGCUAUAUGUCCUUUAUUUCUUCUGUUCAUCAUUUGUAGCUUCAUGUCUAGUCCACCUGAUCUCCGCCUUUUUAAUUACAAAUAUCCGAACUGGACUGUUGUGCUGGGCUACAGUAUUGGGACCUCCUCAUUCAUCUGUGUUCCGGUGUACAUGGUUUAUCGGCUGGCCAGCACGCCAGGCUCAUUAAAAGAGCGCUUUAUUAAGAGCAUCACUCCAGAGACAGCUACAGAAAUCCCCAUGGGUGCAAUUCACAUGAAUGCUGUGUAAACUGGAAGCCUAAAUCUUGUCCUUUCCCAAUUACAAACUUUACACACCCCAUUCUGUGCCUAAGGAAAACUCUUUGAAACCUCAGACUUGCUACAGUUCAUCCACCUCCAACUGCUGAAGAAUUACUCCUGGAAUUAAAGAGUUCUUCAGGGGCUGAACUCCAAAGAGGAGAUUCUUGCAACAUAUUUUGGGGUCUGCAUAAUAACUUUACAAUGGAACCGAACUAAGGAAAGGUGAAUUGCAUGCGUGUUUGUUGAGGAUAAUAAAAUUAGUUACUGGUGGUGAGAGAAGACAUUUGGUGAAAGACAAGUACCUGCAGACAUUAUCACCAUCGUCUCUUUGUAUUUAACUGUAAUAAGAUAUAUAUCAUUUGUGCAUCAAGAAAUCCUUUAUUGGAAAUACUGUUCCAUACAGGGUCCUAUUCGAUAACCUCUCUGCAUAAUUGAUCAUGCUUGAAAUUGUUAUCCAUGUUGUCCCCAUGUUUAAUGACUGCAUCCCAUAGUUUGGAAGGUAGCAGAGCAAAGAGAUAAACGGUUAUCAAAGAGACAGAGUUAUAUUAACCAAAAGUAUUGACUUACGGACUGUUGACUAUGGAAUUCUGUGUUGAGGCGCUUUGGUUUGCUGAUUAGUAAUAACAUGUAUGAUGUGGUAGUGUCAGCACAGAUUCUGUAUAAGUGGAAUACAGGUGCUGAGGUGGCCUACACAAGCUCAGGCUUUGAGGGUACAUUCUUUAACUUCUGAACCAUUGAUAGGCUAUGUGUAAUUAUGAAUAUAAAAAAUACACUAUGUGUGUGUCAGGCCUGAUCCGGACUUCAUAGCUAGCAGAAUUUUACUGUAAGUUUACAUCUUUGAUGGGAAGUUCUGUAAGUUACUGGGUGACCCCGGACAAUGGGGGGAAACCACAAAUGUCACAAUAAGGAAACCAAUUCCAUUGUUUUCCAUCUUCCAUUCCAGGAUAUGUAAACAUUUUGCUAAGUGUUAGCUCUUCAUCAUCUUCUAGAUAAGGAAAUAUCACUAAAAGAAGUUCAUGUUGCUGUGUACGUUCAGUUUUCUAAAUGGUUACCGACAAAGAGGGAACAGCCUUCAAUCUACCAUAGUCGCAAUAUUUUAAUAGGAAAGGCAUAGACUACAACUUCUAAACCUGUGUGUAAAACUUUUAGAUGUGCCUCAGUUUAAGAACAUACUAUUUAUAUUUUUGCAGAGUCAGGGACACAACUAAAAUACACAUAGAAAUUGCUUCUACUCUUCUGUUGUCCGUCAAACUUAGUGAUGACCAAAUUGUUCUACAAUUAAAAAUAAUAUAAAAAAUAAAAUAAAAAAUAAGAGUGUGCUUAACAGCUUUAGUGUCAUUGCUGACAGUAAUGAUAAACAGGUCUACAACCCGUCAGGCAGCUCAUGAGCUGAAUGUAAGACAAGAAAUGAAAGCUCAACAUGUGCAGUAAAUAGUGUGUAUAUGGUUGAAAUAUUUGGACUAUUCUAAAACCUGCAGGACUUGUUGAAAACUGUGACUACUACUGAGGUCAAUAAAAUAAGCAUCUUAGAGUUUGGUAAUAGCAAAAUCUAUUCCCAGAUCAUCCUUGAAAUCAGGACAUAAUGCAGAGGUUUACUGCAUUCUCACGAUAAAACCACUUUUUCAAAGUUAUCUGCAAUUAGUAAUUUGUCGUCCAGAUUCUUCCAAUGCAAUUACAAGUUCUGGAUGGCUUAACCUGCUUGCAAUAAGAGAGUUUCUUUUUAUUACAAAUGAUAUAUGUAUACAGUAUUUUAUAUUUUAACAAUAUUAAAAGGACAGCCGCAUUCUAAAACUGCUACACCAACACAAGGAAAAGCAGUAUACAAACAGUUAUAUUGACGACGACAAUAUUUUUCUAUGGAUAGUUAAAGUAGUAGGAUUACAUGAGAUUAGUGCCAUAUAUGAAUAAU
Messenger RNA from Pelobates fuscus (common spadefoot toad), 4230 nucleotides. It is a transcript of the gene SLC6A4, whose product is annotated as solute carrier family 6 member 4. Gene Ontology annotation, biological process: sodium ion transmembrane transport; serotonin uptake. The record is from RefSeq and is a predicted model, not a curated record. Gene Ontology annotation, cellular component: neuron projection; plasma membrane. The transcript has 14 exons. Lineage: Eukaryota; Metazoa; Chordata; Amphibia; Anura; Pelobatidae. The coding region runs from base 316 to 2310 and encodes 664 amino acids. Gene Ontology annotation, molecular function: serotonin binding; serotonin:sodium:chloride symporter activity.